AUGAUACCAGACUUGUUACAAUUUCAAUUGACAUUGAGUAUCUCAGCUGAUGUGGCCAUAUCUAUGAACCCAAGCUUACCAAAAAUUUCAAAAUUGAAUGUUGAUGAAAUUCAGGAUGCUGUCUCCUCACUCCAGACUGGCACCAGAGAAGUACAAAGGAAAGAAUACAUUGGCAAACAUCAGAAGACUUUAACAGAUCAAAAGCAACAUGAAGAUGUUGUGGACUUGGCAUAUCAACCACACAAUUGGUAUUUUCCAAAACAGGCUCAUAGAUUCCAUAAUGGAAGAAAUAUACACAAAAUCUCUCCAUAUGCUACUCCAGAUAUUGAAACACACAUAACUGUUGGCCCAGUAAAGAAUAAUGGAGAAAUCAACAGAGCUCAAGUAGGACAACAAAGACCAAGGUCCAAAAGCCGCCUGAUUUCAAAUUUGUUGAGCUCUCAAGGUUCAGAAUCUUACGUACAAAAUAUGAGUGAUGGGAAUCAUGGCCUAAAGUGCACUCCUGCAAAUUCAAAUAUGAGUACAGACAAUCUGAUGAUAGGCUCUAGCAAACGUCAGAAAAUUACAGGAAAUCAAAAUAAAGAAGCAGGCAAUUUGGUUUUGGGUCACCAAGCACUUGAUGAGUACUUUCCAAAACAAGCUCAUAGAUCAUUUGAUAAAGACAAGAUGCAAAACAGAUAUGAUUCUGUUGGAACCAAAGUAAAAAAACCCUUACCUAUUGGUGCAAUAGAGAGUCAAGGAGCACUUCCCAAAGGCAAAUUAGAAUUUCCCAAGCCUGUUUCAAAAGGCAACCAGGUUUCUGAGUGGUCAAGAUCUAAGGGUUCCACAUCUCAUAUCCAAAAUAUGAUUGAUGGAAAUUGUGCCAUAGAGGCUGAUCAAAUUCAACUCAAACAGGCAAGGACUGACCAGACUCCCAAGAAAGAUCCCAAGGGGAUCAAUCAGAAAUUCCAACCUCAUGUCCUCCAAAUGCCACCUAAACCUUUGAAAAAAAUGUCACCAUAUAGUUGGGAAAGCAAAGAGAAAUAUGCAUACAAAGGCAAAACAAAACUGGCCAAUAAUCCAAAACUUACAUGUACUUCUGUGAAAAGGAUGCAAGGAAUUAAUAUUCAAACAUUUUACUCGCACAAUCCAGACAAAAUGUGUUCAGCUGCUGCGUAUCAUUUCACAAAAGAUCUCCUCACAACCAUGAAAAUAAAAUAUCAACCACAGACAAAACAAACAAAUUAUCCUACUUGGGAGGCAGCAAAACAAAUGUGGACACCAAAUUUAGUACUGCCAUUUGUGUAUUUUGUUGUUUCUUGCAAUCCAACCUUGAGAAUUUGGGAGAAUAUAAAACAUAUGACAGCAUACAUCUUGAAAUGUUAUAACCAGUGGUAUGCAACCUACCAUAUUGCACAAUUGGGUUCAAAGAUCAAAUCACCACAAGGUGAAACAACAAACCUCAUGAGCCGACAGCUCACAGUCUCGGGACUAUCAACAUUGGCCAGGAAUCUUUUGGUAAUUCAUGAAGAUGAUGCCUUGAAAACUUUUAUGUGUCAUUCAAAAGCAAGGCUUUGUAUGUUAAAACGGCAUGUUUCUGAAACAUUUGAGGGUGAUUAUUCGAAAGGUUAUCCAUACACCAGCACCAACCAGAAGCAGGCUGGGUCAGUAUGGGAUGACUGGGAAAAAAAAUCUCUUGAUAUAAGAAAGAAAGCUGAAGAUGUCCAAUGGCCAACAUUUCUUGAUUACCCAAGGAGUGAUUCGGAGCAAAUUCUUUUGGUAAAUGGUGAACCUGAGAGCAAUAUUUUGGUAAAGGAAAAUAAUAGGGUGGCUGCGUUUAUUCACCAAUGGGAAAUGGACUUCAUGAAAACAAUUAAAUUCAUAAGAACUUCACAUUCACAAAAAUCAGGUUUUCCACCUUUGUCAAUCAAGGACUUUUGCCGUGGGAUCCACACAUUUCUGAAUGAAAAUAAUCCAACACCCAAAUAUCAAGUCACACUGUUCUCUGAAUUCCUUCAUCAAGAUUCACAAGAUAAAUUUUAUGCAGACUUUUGGAACCAUUUUGAAGUUUUGGAAGAUAAGAAACUCACACAGGCACUGAGGCAACGAAAAAGUAUUGCUAAGAUUGGGAAGAAAGCUCUCUUGUAA
Messenger RNA from Melampsora larici-populina 98AG31, 2127 nucleotides. RefSeq lists its product as uncharacterized. Lineage: Eukaryota; Fungi; Basidiomycota; Pucciniomycetes; Pucciniales; Melampsoraceae. The coding region runs from base 1 to 2127 and encodes 708 amino acids. The transcript is spliced from 3 exons. The record is from RefSeq and is a predicted model, not a curated record.